Messenger RNA from Plutella xylostella (diamondback moth), 656 nucleotides. RefSeq names its product NHP2-like protein 1 hoip (gene hoip). NCBI's taxonomy places the organism in Eukaryota, Metazoa, Arthropoda, Insecta, Lepidoptera, Plutellidae. The record is from RefSeq and is a predicted model, not a curated record. Gene Ontology annotation, biological process: ribosome biogenesis. Gene Ontology annotation, cellular component: nucleolus; ribonucleoprotein complex. Gene Ontology annotation, molecular function: RNA binding.
GUCAACUGUCAAAGUCAAAAUCGCGUGUUCGAUAGCGUCGCUUGCCGUGCUUCCCUGCGAAAUUUUUGUUGUAAAUUCAAUAUUUCGUUUAAAAACGAAAUAUUAAAUAGUUUCCAAGACCCAAAUUAGUGUCCUCAGUGAAGCGAGUAACUCGCCGAGAGGUUGUACUUUGUCAACACUCGGUUAAAUAUCCACAUACAACAUGAGUGAGGAAGCCGCCGUGAACCCCAAGGCGUACCCGCUGGCGGACGCGCCGCUGACCGCCAAGAUCCUGAACCUGGUGCAGCAGGCUGCCAACUACAAGCAGCUGCGGAAGGGAGCCAACGAGGCCACCAAGACCUUGAACCGAGGCCUCUCCGAGUUCGUUGUGAUGUCGGCCGACGCUGAGCCGCUGGAGAUCGUGCUGCACAUCCCACUGCUCUGUGAGGACAAGAACGUGCCCUAUGUGUUUGUCCGGUCCAAGCAGGCGCUCGGCCGCGCCUGCGGGGUCUCCCGCCCCAUCAUCGCUUGCUCCAUCACCAUCAACGAGGGCUCCCAGCUGAAGCCCCAGAUCCAGGGAGUGCAGCAAGAAAUCGAAAGACUAUUAGUUUAAGUUUGUGAUGAGGUGCUUGAUUUUACAAGCAUUGUAUUUUUCUAAUUAUAAGUGAUAAAAGUAU